ACCAAGCGCCAAAUUGCAAAAAUCAGGUUUUAGGUUCCAUACGACACUUUACCAUGUAUUUAUAAUGUGUAAAAAGUAUCAAGCACCCAUUGCGAUCCUAGAGACAUCUAUUAACUAAAAAUCCAAGCGACAUCGAUCGAAUACGCAGUUUUCUAUAAUAGAAAGAGAUCCAAAGCUCAAUACUAUUUAUAGAAAAUGACAAGUGUCACUUGGUUCCUUUUACAUUUUGUUUGUGAGAGUGGCGAGUGCUGGUUUUCAUAUUUUUUUUAUAUAAAUUUUAAUUAAAAAUGAGUAAAAGAUCUAAACUAAUUCUUAGAAAUGCUUUACGAUUAAACGAAGGUGAGCAGCCGUGCCAAAUAGAGCCGAAAAAGCCGAAACUUAAUGAUUAUAAUGUGGAACAGCGUGGGGCUAAGACACAACCAUAUAGUACCUCAAUAAGUUGUCAUGCUUUUAAAGACAUAAGUUUACCAGGUAAUCAUAUGAUGAACGCUUAAUAUUUCAUUAGAAUGUAGGUAGGUAGCCAACAUAUAUAACUUGCUAUUUAGUGAAGAAGAAAUUGAGAGAAAGCAAAAAUUAAAGCAAGAAAAGGAAGAUUGGAAAGGGCGUUCUAAGAAAGGACGACAUAACAAAUAUCCGGGACAAACUUUCUUAACAAGAAAAAAACUAAAAGAUGCCAAUAAGACGCACUAUACUGUGAAAGGAAAGUUAAAAGAAGCUAAGGAAUUUUCAAACUAUCAAUGCGGAUGUCCAAAGAAAUGUGGCGAAAAGUUAACAGCGGAUGAUAAACAAAAACUAUUUGAAAAAUUCUAUGAUUUAGCAUCAUAUAAUUUGCAAAUUAGUUACAUUGCAGCGACGGUUAAAUAAAUGCCUAUUAAAAGAAAGCGAGCUAAAGAUGGUCCAGGUAAAUCAUACACUGGGGUGUAUAUGCUUGGAGAAGUCGAAGUAUGCCGUGAUACUUAUAUAAAUACCUAUCAAAUAUCGACAAAGCGAGUUAACACUGCGUUGGAAAAAAACGUAACACCCGAAUAAAAGAUGAACGAGGAAAAUCCGGAGGUAAAAAAAAAGUCGAUGAAGAAUUUAUAAAAAAAAUUAUCAAUCAUAUAGGAAACUUUCCUACUUCUGUUUCGCACUAUUCCCGCUCUGAAACUGAAGCCAAAUUUCUACCGUAUGACCUUACAGAGAGGAAAAUGUACGAACUCUACAUAGAAGACAAAAAUCCGAAAGUUAGCUUUCAGUUUUUUAAAAAUGUAUUUUACAAGCAUUUUAACUUGAGGCGGAAGCCUCCUAUAAAAGAUACUUGUAACAAGUGUGACAUGUAUUCUGCACAGUUAAAUAAUUCUCAAGAUGAAAACCAACAACUAGUUUUAAAAGAACAACAUGACACACAUUUUGAAAAUGCAAAGCUUGCCCGAGAUCAGCUAAAUAAAGAUUUUAAGGAAGCAAAGAAAAACCCACUAAUCGAAACUCUUUGUUAUGAUAUGCAAAAGGUCCUAGGAUUACCAAAAUUACCAACAAAUAUUGUGUAUUAUAAAAGGCAAUUAAGUAUUUUUAACGAAGGGGUACAUUCUGGCUCCACAAAUACUCCAUAUUGUUUUUUGUGGAAAGAAGGGAUGGCCGGUCGAGGAGCACAAGAAGUGGGCUCAUGCGUAAAGAAAUUUAUUGACGUGCACCUUAAUAAAGGAGUGAAUGAAUUAAUAUUGUGGUCAGACAGCUGUGGCGGACGAAACAGCAAUAUAAAAAUUGUGCUUAUGUUAAAAGCGGUUUUAAUGCAACAUCCCACAUUAAACAAAAUUUAUUUUAAAUAUCUUGAAUCUGGGCACAGUUUUCUGCCAAAUGACACUGAUUUUGGACAAAUAGAAAGAGCACUUAAAAAUCAAGUUCGCAUAUACACUUUACACGACUUUAGGUCAGUUAUUGGAAAUUGUAAAAAACAUAAUAAAUUUAUAAUAAACCUUAUGGAACCCGAUGACUUCUACUCAACUGAAAAUCUUGAAAAUCAAAUUUUAAAUAGGAAAAUGACCAUCAAUAAAGAGAAAGUUAAUUGGUUAAAAACCAAGAUAAUAAAACUUGAAAAGUCAAAACCAGAUUCAAUAUUUUUUUGUGAGUCACAUUCCUCAGAAGACAAUAACUUUAAAGAAUUAAACAUCGCAAAAUCAGUGCGAAGCAAAAAAAAUUCUUUGAAUCCGCAAAAACUAAAAGUGCUUUACCCCAGAGGUAAACCUAUUUCAAAGAAAAAAUGGGAUGAUAUUAAGACUUUAUUAAAAUUUCUUCCAAAGGAUACAAUUGAAUUUUAGCAAAUGAGAAAUAUUGAGGAUUUCGAAGACGAUGUGGAAGGUUUCGGCCCCAACAUAGACUUUGAUUUUGAAGAUUAGUUAUAAAAUGUUUGAUUUUGUUGUUCCUAAAUGAGUUCCUCUGUUAUAUAAUAAUUAUUAUUCCCUAUUAAAAUAAAUUUGUUAUUUUUAAAAUGAUCCAUGUAUUCCUUCCUUUUUCUUUAAACAGAACCAGGGCGCUUGGAUCUCUAUCAAAUAAUAAUUAAAAAUUAUCUGAUAAUUGAAAAGGAUCCAUCAACCAAAAAAAUCUUAAAAUUAUAUUUUUGCAUGUAGGAAAUAUACAAUUCAAUAACGUCCAUCAUUAGGUUCUAAACCAACAACAUUUUAUUGUGAGAAAAUGUACUAAAAACAUAACAAACUUAAAAAAAACAUGAUACACAUAUAACCCCUGAUUAUGCAAAUUGACAAUUUGGCGCUUGGUUCCUUUUCA
Molecule: messenger RNA, 2760 nt
Organism: Sitophilus oryzae (rice weevil)
Lineage: Eukaryota; Metazoa; Arthropoda; Insecta; Coleoptera; Curculionidae
Exons: 2
Coding region: 1188-2294 (368 amino acids)
Source: RefSeq, a predicted model, not a curated record